Sorex fumeus (smoky shrew) is the source of this 642-nucleotide messenger RNA. It is a transcript of the gene VMA22, whose product is annotated as coiled-coil domain containing 115. The record is from RefSeq and is a predicted model, not a curated record. Gene Ontology annotation, cellular component: extrinsic component of endoplasmic reticulum membrane. The coding region runs from base 5 to 577 and encodes 190 amino acids. Gene Ontology annotation, biological process: vacuolar proton-transporting V-type ATPase complex assembly. The transcript has 5 exons. NCBI's taxonomy places the organism in Eukaryota, Metazoa, Chordata, Mammalia, Eulipotyphla, Soricidae.
AGCCAUGGCGGCGGCGCCGGGGCUGCGGGAGGAGAUGGAUGCGCUGCUCCUGCAGCUCUUCAGGGACCUGGAGGAGUUGGAGGCGAAGCGCGUGGCGCUGAACGCCCGCGUGGAGGAGGGCUGGUUCUCGCUGUCCAAGGCCCGCUACGCCAUGGGCGCCAAGGCGGUGGGGCCGCUGCAGUACGCGGCGCGCAUGGAGCCGCAGGUCUGCGUGUCCACCUGCGAGGCCCAGGACGGACUGCACAAGUUCUGGGUGGUGAAAGCGAGCUCCCAGGCCCCCGAGGAGGUGGGGCCCCGCGAUGCAGCGCUCCGUAGGCGAAAAGGGCUCAACAGUGCUCCAGAGCCACCAUCCUCCCCAGCCCCCCAAGACCCUCUAAACUGGUUUGGAAUCCUGGUUCCUCACAGUCUGCGCCUGGCACAAGCCAGCUUCCGGGAGGGCCUGCAGCUUGCUGCGGACAUGGCCAGCCUUCAGACCCGCAUUGACUGGGGUCAGAGCCAGCUCCGGGAACUCCAGGAAAAACUCAGGCAUCAGGAACGCAGGGCUGUACAACCUGAGACUGCUGCAGCAGGGCAGUGACCACUGUCCUUCCAGUGACGCCCAUCUCAAUGACCACUGUCCUUCCAAUGACCCCCUGUCUCAGU